Messenger RNA from Musa acuminata AAA Group (dessert banana), 1060 nucleotides. Its product is annotated as DNA repair protein RAD51 homolog 3-like. Gene Ontology annotation, cellular component: Rad51B-Rad51C-Rad51D-XRCC2 complex; replication fork; Rad51C-XRCC3 complex. Gene Ontology annotation, biological process: reciprocal meiotic recombination; meiotic DNA recombinase assembly; DNA repair. The coding region runs from base 122 to 1006 and encodes 294 amino acids. Gene Ontology annotation, molecular function: four-way junction DNA binding; crossover junction DNA endonuclease activity; ATP-dependent DNA damage sensor activity. The record is from RefSeq and is a predicted model, not a curated record. NCBI's taxonomy places the organism in Eukaryota, Viridiplantae, Streptophyta, Magnoliopsida, Zingiberales, Musaceae. The transcript is spliced from 8 exons.
UUUACCAGCCGACUAAACUUGUUCUAUGUGUGCCCUAGCUAGGAUUGCUGGAACUCGACCAAGCCGCCGACGGCCGGUGACCGGCGACAGAGAUCCUUAGGUUGGUGCUACUUGGAACGCCAUGUCCGAGACCAGUAGAUUCCGGAGUUUGGAAGGCGGUCAUGGAGCUCUCAAGGGAGCCCAAACUGCUUGGGAUAUGCUUUCAGAGGAGCAAAUGCAGAAACAUAUUACCACAGGUUGCGAGGAACUUGAUGCCAUACUCGGAGGUGGAAUACAUUGCAAAGAAGUUACUGAAGUUGGAGGAGUUCCAGGAAUUGGUAAAACACAACUCGGGAUUCAACUGGCAGUUAAUGUCCAAAUUCCAGUCGAAUGUGGCGGCCUUGGUGGGAAGGCAAUUUAUAUAGAUACAGAAGGCAGUUUCAUGGUUGAACGUGCUCACCAAAUUGCUGAAGGAUGCAUUAGUGAUCUGUUGGAUAACACUGCACAUCGGCUGAAGGACUUUCCAGCUUGCCCAGAGAUAUUGCAGCCCAACAGCUUCCUAGCUAAUAUCUUUUACUUCCGCAUCUGCAGUUAUACCGAGCAAAUUGCGACCAUAAAUUAUUUGGAGAAGUUUCUCGAAGAACAGAAAGAUGUGAAGAUAAUUGUUGUUGAUAGCAUCACUUUUCAUUUUCGCCAAGAUUUUGAUGACUUGGCUCUAAGAACUAGAGUCCUUGGCGGGAUGUCAUUGAAACUGAUGAGAUUCGCAAAAAAAUAUAGCUUGGCUGUUGUUUUGCUGAAUCAAGUAACGACGAAGUUUGUGGAGGGUUCAUUUCACCUAACUCUUGCCCUCGGUGAUACUUGGUCUCAUGCAUGCACAAACCGUAUCAUUUUGUACUGGAACGGGAACGACCGACAUGCCUACAUCGAUAAGUCCCCAUCGCUUCGAUCUGCCACCGCACCCUUCUUGAUCACAGGCAAAGGUAUACGAAAUGCUACUUCCCAUUGUAAACGUGUUAGGAUGAUGUGAAAGCAAACUUGGCAGUUCAUUUGAUACGAAGGUGAAUGUGAUGCUUAUAUUUAA